GGAAGUGUGCAUGUAUAGGCAUGCUAGGCGUGCUGGCUUGGCAUGUCCGUACAUCCGCACCGCAACCUCAAGAGCUUAUUCGCAUCUAUCCUUCUAUCACUGCAUCCGCGCCAGUCAAUCAUGCACUGCCAACACAAGCACUCUCAAUUCUAGGUAUCUCUUUUCCAGCCCUCACUUCUCACUUCUCCCACUCUCUCCCACCACUCCAAACCACCAAAACAAGAAGAAUAAGUAAACAACCAACCAACCAACCAAACAGGCACUCAAGCGCUGCUGCACACAAGAACGGAACCAGACCAAACUAAGAAGCCAAGAAACUCAAAAAACAGGAAAAACCGCAGGGAUAUAAUACAAGCAGCCACCCACACCCGCCCACCUCUCCACUCCCUCUCGUCCACUGGUAGGGGAGCAGAGGAGGUGCAGCCAAACAUCACUCCAAUCCAACUUGAAACUAAACAUAUCGGAAGCCUUAGAAGCAAACAGGCAGAAAGAAGCAGAUAACGAAAAGGCUAGAAGAGAACAAAAAG
This is a messenger RNA of Aplosporella prunicola CBS 121167, 527 nucleotides long. RefSeq lists its product as uncharacterized. Lineage: Eukaryota; Fungi; Ascomycota; Dothideomycetes; Botryosphaeriales; Aplosporellaceae. The coding region runs from base 21 to 305 and encodes 94 amino acids. The record is from RefSeq and is a predicted model, not a curated record. The transcript has a single exon.